UUCACUCUAAAAGUGAAAAACUAGUUCCGGUUAGAUAAAAUCUCCUGAGACACACAUGUUCUUCCUUUCCAAGUGAAUGCCGAAGUCUUGAACGGACCAUGUCUAGCGUUACUGCUGAUUACAACAGCUCACGAGAUCGAGACCAUGGAGGGCCCGAAGGAAUGGAGCCUGAUGGUGUCAUCGAGAGCAACUGGAACGAGAUUACAGACAAUUUUGAUGAUAUGAACCUGAAGGAAACUCUUCUUCGUGGAAUUUAUGCCUAUGGUUUUGAGAAACCUUCAGCUAUUCAGCAGAGAGCCAUAAUUCCCUGCAUAAAAGGUUAUGAUGUUAUUGCUCAGGCCCAGUCAGGGACUGGUAAAACAGCCACAUUUGCCAUUUCCAUCCUGCAGCAGCUGGAGAUUGAGCAGAAAGAGACUCAAGCUUUGGUCCUGGCACCAACUCGAGAACUUGCUCAGCAGAUUCAGAAGGUUAUCCUGGCCUUGGGUGACUACAUGGGUGCGUCUUGCCACGCUUGCAUUGGCGGCACUAACGUGCGGAACGAAAUGCAAAAACUGCAGGCCGAAGCUCCUCACAUUGUUGUUGGCACGCCAGGUCGUGUAUUUGACAUGCUGAAUAGGAGAUACUUGUCUCCUAAAUGGAUUAAGAUGUUUGUCCUUGACGAAGCUGAUGAGAUGCUGAGUCGUGGGUUCAAAGAUCAAAUUUAUGAGAUUUUCCAAAAAUUAAGCACAAACAUCCAGGUUGUGCUGCUUUCGGCCACCAUGCCUGCUGAUGUACUGGAGGUGACCACAAAGUUCAUGCGUGAACCUGUUCGUAUCCUGGUGAAGAAGGAAGAGCUGACUCUGGAGGGUAUCAAGCAGUUUUACAUCAAUGUAGAACGAGAGGAGUGGAAAUUAGACACACUUUGUGACCUCUACGAGACCCUUACAAUCACACAGGCUGUUAUAUUCUUGAACACAAGAAGAAAGGUCGACUGGUUAACUGAGAAGAUGCACGCAAGAGAUUUCACAGUUUCUGCUCUGCAUGGAGACAUGGACCAGAAAGAGCGAGACAUAAUCAUGAGGGAGUUUAGGUCUGGCUCCAGCAGGGUGCUCAUAACCACAGAUUUGCUGGCACGUGGAAUCGACGUGCAACAAGUUUCUCUUGUCAUAAACUAUGAUUUACCAACAAAUCGAGAGAAUUAUAUUCAUAGGAUUGGCCGUGGAGGUCGGUUUGGCAGAAAAGGUGUUGCUAUCAAUUUUGUUACUGAAGAAGACAAAAGAAUUCUUCGAGACAUUGAGACGUUUUACAAUACAACUGUUGAGGAGAUGCCCAUGAAUGUCGCUGACCUGAUUUAAACUUUUGAGAUUUGAAUGCAGGGAUAGUUGUCGAAUGAUCUCCAUUUGCGCUUAUAUUAUUGGAAGAUAAACCUAUUCGAUGCUGGCUGCGGAUCCGACUUGCGAAUUCAAUACUUAACGUGACUCUGUGUGGACGAUUGUAGACUCCAACCAUAUCAGUGUUUACUGGUGGUGGGGUUUACAAAAACAUGGGUUCUUUACAUGUAUUCUUUAUCAGGUAUUUUUUCCCUAGUAUGUUCGAAAUGUACGUGUUCGAUGUUCUUCAUCGUUUAGUAAUUUACUUGUGGACUAAAAGAUACAAGUGCUGCAUCAAGACUGCCAAUUAUGUUAUGCUAACAUAUGUGUGCAGUUUAGCUUGAUUCACUUCAUCUACAUUUUCAGUAAUGGCACUUUUUAGUUUUGUGGAAUGUAUUUAAUUGUAUAUUGUUUUAUCAAAUACUUUUUGUGAAAUCCUCUUCCAAGGUGGGUCUUAACAUCUUAAAACGAAAUGUUUCAUGUUUGGCCCAUUUGAUAAUAAAGGGGAUCGUGAUUA
This is a messenger RNA of Paramisgurnus dabryanus, 1866 nucleotides long. RefSeq names its product eukaryotic translation initiation factor 4A2 (gene eif4a2). The record is from RefSeq and is a predicted model, not a curated record. Gene Ontology annotation, molecular function: nucleic acid binding; RNA helicase activity; ATP binding. Lineage: Eukaryota; Metazoa; Chordata; Actinopteri; Cypriniformes; Cobitidae.